CUGGUUACCAACCAUCUGCCCCAUUUGACUGUUGGUGAGCUGAUCAUACAAGACGAACUAUUGCUGGACCCGAUUUGGUCAGCCGAGUCAGACACAAUUGAAACUGAGCUGAUCCACGGACACUCAAAUUCCUCGGAUUCCAUCGAUUCAGUGUGUAGCCCAGAGCAAUUGGAUGCUGCUUUUCUGGCUAUUCACGUCCAUUUGGACCAGUCCAGUCCUGAUCGGCCUCGUUGGUUCGUUCUGGACUCGGAUGCUAACCGAUCUGUUCGUCAUUUGGUCUCCUACGUGCACGCACUAACCGCCGGUCACAUUGAUCGGCUUGUCCCGUACGGGGCAGUGCUCGGGCAACGUGUUCCCGAUCUACUUCUGCAGUCGGCUGAUAGCAUAUUUGCGGUGAAUCAACACGUGAUUCGAUUGAUGGAAUACUUGUGGCGUCGUUUGCAUAUGAUAAUGCCUCGAAGAUUAGAUGUGCUGACCAUCAACGCACUGGCCCGCAGUCCUGGAUCCUAUUCACCAACCAGUAAUGCCUUCUCCGGUAGCCUUCGACUACGCAAGUCUCUCACAAACGAAGAUUUGUACAUCGAUCCGGUGGAAAAUGUGAUCAAUAGUGUGGAUCCAAAGGUGUUUCGGUAA
Echinostoma caproni is the source of this 633-nucleotide messenger RNA. Lineage: Eukaryota; Metazoa; Platyhelminthes; Trematoda; Plagiorchiida; Echinostomatidae. The record is from the annotation of a GenBank genome assembly.